Messenger RNA from Microplitis mediator, 2545 nucleotides. RefSeq lists its product as uncharacterized. Lineage: Eukaryota; Metazoa; Arthropoda; Insecta; Hymenoptera; Braconidae. Bases 744 to 1460 code for a protein of 238 amino acids. The transcript has 9 exons. The record is from RefSeq and is a predicted model, not a curated record.
UCACUUAGUUCUAAGUAGGAGUUGCCGAAUUUUCCGAAAGUUGCCGAAUCUAGACGAGUGGGUGCACAAUUAGAGUGAUGGAGAGUACAGACGAGACAAAGGAACCCGACAAGACGAGACAAAGGAACCCAACAAGACGAGACAAAGGAACCUAAUAAAACGAGACGGAGAAAACACGAGGAGAAAACAUCAGAAUAAAAUCAGAUAUACUUUACGUUUCAAAACCGAUUUAUCGCAAAGAAAACAUUUAUCAUCGGAAAGGUCGAAGAACACGAUUUGUAAAUAUUUGAAAUUCAGCAAUUUGCGGAUCGAUCACAUACAGGCUUGCAGAACUUGAGAAAACAACGAUCGCUUCAAGAUAUAAAAUAAAAAAAUGUCGAAAAUAAUUUUAUUGUUAUCAAUUUUCGUAUUGGUUGUUAUCUAUCCCGAUGUGUAUGCAGAAUGUCCUGGCGGUUGGAAAGUCUGUUUCGAAAUGUUUCGGUGUGAGCUCUACGGGGGUAGUGCCAAUCAAAGUUCGUUGUAAGGCUGUUGAGUAACGGUUUAAUCGUAGUAGUGCAUGCAUGCGCCCCCUUCUACUAUUUUUUCUGCCCCUUCUUUUCUAAGCAGGCUAGCGCUCUCUCACUUUAAAACGAAGACGUACGAUUCAAAUUAAGAGCAGGGACUCAAGAUCAACCGGGAAAGGGGUAUAUAUAUGUAUAUAAUUAUUUUUUCACUGAAAUAAGUUUCCGAAAUCUAAAACUAAAAUGGCCAUAAUAAAAAUUUUGGUAAUUACUAUCAGCGUAAUUCAAGCAGAAAUUCUACAAUUUCCAAGAUUCAAAUCACUUAACAAUUGCAGGGAUUACCGAAUACAAUGCAAUUCGAGUAAUGAAAUUCCGUGUUGCCAAGAAAAUAACGUGUGCGUGAAAGUUCAAAAAGAUCUGAGGACAUAUACUUCCAUAUGUUUGAAACCGUUAAAAUUGGGAGAUCUCUGCGAAGAAAAUGUCGAUUGUUUGAUGUUAGGUCAUGCGAAAUGUGAUGAAGGUCACUGUGAUUGUUUGACUAAUUAUGGGAUACCGAAUAAGGGAACCAAAUGUUUGCCACUUAUAGGAGGCAUUUGUUUGGAAGAUGAUGAUUGCUCUGUGAAAAAUACAAUAUGUGUCAAUAAUAAGUGUCAAUGCAGAGAUAAAUACUUAGCUAUCAAUAAUAAUCAGUGCAAACCAUCAACAUUAGGAAAAAAAUGCAGAGGUGAUUUAAAUUGUAAUAAUGAAUUACAUAUGAAAUGCUCAGAAAAUGAAAUAUGUAGCUGUAAAAGUAAUCAUACCAUGAUAGAUAAUAUAAAGUGUGUUCCGCUUUUGGAUGAAUUUUGUUGGACUGGCGAAAAAUGUGCAGUAAAUAAUUCUAUAUGUUUUAAAAACAAAUGUCAAUGCAUAAAAGAUUACAAAGCACUUGGCAAUUAUAUGUGCAUUCAUACGGAUAUUUGAAGUCGCAUUGACUUAAUGACUUAUGCUGUUGGACUACUUCGACUUUAUGAUUAUAUAUAACAAUCAUCGGUUAUAGUUUUGAUAAUUUUUAAGUAUUUAUUGGAAUACUUAAUGAAGUGUAAAAUACUUUCGAAAGAUUAAACUGUCAAAAAUAUAAAAAUUAAAUAGAUUUUUAUUCAUAUCUGAUAUUAUCAUAUAUCAUUUUGUUUUAGUUUCAAUUGUCAAAUCUGGUUAUAUUAAUUAUAUUUGAUUAUAUAUAACUAAACAUGAUUAGAUAUAAUUAAAUAUAAUCAUACUGAAAUUUUCCAUGUAACGAUUUUCAUCACAAGUCGCUGGUCAAGACAUUGAUCACAAGAAUCUUUUGAUAGAUACUACAAAGACUUGGCUGAGAUGAAGCCUACACAACAAUUUUGUGAGGUAAAAGACCCAGUUACUGACCCUAGCCCAGCUUCUGACCUCAACAUUUUUCUUACGUACUUAAAAAACUAUAACUUUAAAAAAAAAAUCAAUUUUUUCUCAAUUUAUUGUAAUUUAUUCUGAGUCUCAUUAAUGGUUAUUUAUAAAACAUAGGAAAUAUUAAUUUAAUAAAACCAAACAUUUUAGCCAUAAGUGGCUAAGGCAGCGAGUUUUUAGGUAGAGUCUAAACAGCCCGAUGAAAAAAGAUUUUAUACAAUUAUAUAUAGACUAUAUAUUAGGGUGGCCCAAAAAAACCGACUAUAUUUUUUUUUUGAGUCUCUUAUGAAAAUUUGUUGAUUCAAGAUGUUUUAAGAAGCCUCUCCAAAAAUCAGCUAGAUAAAAAAUUUUCAAGAGGUCGCUCACGAAUUUUGAAAAUAUCAAAAAUGAUCGAAAUUCAGAUUUUUUUGUUCUAAAUUUCUUCUUUCUCGUGGCAGCUAUAGUUUAUAUUUAUGAAAUCAUGACUACGCUGAAAAUUUCAGCCCAAAAUUAAAAUAUUUAAACGUCGCUCAAGAAUUUUUAAUGUUUUCGAGUACUGUCUCUUGGAUGUUUUCGAGCGACCCUUGAAUAUUAAUAAUAAAGCUUCUCAAUUUUUUUACCUUCAAUUUGUAUCAUAAUGAAUAAAAAUACAA